Ostrinia nubilalis (European corn borer) is the source of this 3900-nucleotide messenger RNA. RefSeq lists its product as uncharacterized. The transcript has 2 exons. Gene Ontology annotation, molecular function: nucleic acid binding. NCBI's taxonomy places the organism in Eukaryota, Metazoa, Arthropoda, Insecta, Lepidoptera, Crambidae. Gene Ontology annotation, biological process: DNA integration. The record is from RefSeq and is a predicted model, not a curated record. The coding region runs from base 1 to 3900 and encodes 1299 amino acids.
AUGUUGACAAAAAUAACUCAAACCAAAUUCAUACGUCAUGAUGACAUAAAUCACCUCAUCGAGUUCGCUACCAUAGUACAGAACGUCGUUGCAACUAUGCACGCUACCAAGGAGACUGGCCACCUGACAAAUCCGCUACUUAUGAAAGAGGUUGUUAAUAAGCUGCCAUCCAACCUCCGCUACCAGUGGUCAUUUCACGUAGCCAACAAUAUGCAAAGCUCGGUAUUGACCCUGAAUGAGCUAUCGGAAUGGCUAAUGGACGUAGCGAACGCGGCAACCAUUGUAGCGCCGACGCGUGCGACGACAGAAAAUAGACCGAAGGUACAUUACGACAAGAAAUGCGUUUUGACGACGACGCCGGUAUCAACACCUACUAGUACGUGUGUCAGAUGUAAAGGCAAGCACACAUUGAACGAUUGCGCCGAAUUUAAGCGUCUUCCGAUUGAUGACCGGUGGAGCUUCGUGACUGAACAGAAGCUUUGUUUUUCGUGCCUGUCAGAAAACCACCAACUCAAGACCUGCAAAAAUCGGAAGAGAUGCUCAGAGGACGGCUGCGGCAGACUGCACCACCGACUACUACAUGCGACGCCUAUCAAACCUGCAUGCGAACCGACGACGCAUGAGAGUGUUCACACUGCGAUAGCACCGGCAGUGAAUCAUUGCGAGGAGCCCAGAUCCCACGUUCUCCUGAAGGUGAUUCCAGUGGUUGUCACCGGGGCCAACGGCGACAUCGAGACUCUAGCGUUGCUGGACGAGGGCGCUACGGUGUCCCUGGUCGACUCAUCGCUGCUGGAACGCGCAGGUAUCGGCGGCCGCGUGUCGCCUCUGAAAAUUCGCGGCGCGUCAGAAGCUUUUGGUACAAAAUUUGAAAAUGACACUCCUCGUUCCCGGGAGGAUCAGCUGGCGCUGGAAAUAAUGGAGCGCACGACGCGGCUGCUUCCUGAGGGCCAGUACGAGACGGGGCUGUUAUGGAGGACCGACGACCCCGUGCUUCCUGACAGUCUACCGCAAGCGAGGAAACGUUUUAGAAAUAUCCAGAUCAAAAUGCGUAAGUCCGAUGACUUUGCGGAUAAAUACCGAGACAGAUUUAUCGACAAUGUGAACAAGGGCUAUGUGUCCAAAAUAGACCCCGACGAGGUUUCGAAGCGGACUGACAAAAACUGGUGGCUCCCUCACUUUGCUGUCUACAACCCAAACAAACCUAAGUUGCGCCUCGUUUUCGACUGUGCAGCGAAGUCAGAAGGGAAGUCAUUGAAUGACUUUCUUUUGACUGGACCGGACCUUCUGACUUCACUACCGAGUGUGCUUUUAGGGUUUCGAAAAGGCAAGGUGGCGGUCACUGGCGACAUCCAAGAGAUGUUUCAUCGAGUUAUGAUACGACCUGAGGACAGACAAGCACAACGUCUAUUGUGGGAGGACGGAGAGUACAUUAUGAAUGUCAUGACCUUUGGCGCCGUGUGUUCUCCUUCAUCGUCACAGUUUGUCAAGAACCUGAAUGCACGUAGAUAUGAACUGACACAUCCUCACGCCUGCCGUGCCAUCAUCGAUCAUCACUACGUUGACGAUUUCAUCUACUCACUGAACGACGAGGGCGAGUUGAUAAAGCUAGUGAAUGACGUCAUCGAGAUUCACGCUGCAGGAGGUUUUCACAUACGAAACUUUGUAUCAAACUCGACAACUCUUUUGAAGCAUAUCCCUCAAGACAGACUUUCUGCGUCAGCAGUUAAAGUCAUUACAGACAGUAAGGACGAGUUAGUAGAGAGAGUUCUAGGUGUCAGAUGGCUGCCCGAGGAUGACAACUUCGUCUUCAAGUUGAACCUUCUCAAUGUUACUGAAGAGCUUAGGACAGGUGUGAAAAGGCCUACUAAGAGGGAUGUUUUGAAGGUGGUCAUGUCUGUGUUUGACCCUUUAGGCUUUCUACUGCACGUGAUUAUCCAAGCGCGUAUACUGUUUCAGGAUAUUUGGCGCAGCAAGAUAGGAUGGGACGACGAAGUUGAGGUAAGUCACUACGCAGCGUGGCAGACAUGGUUAUCGGAACUCAACUCGGCUGCCAAUAUUACGAUUCCCAGGUGGAUAUUGACAGAAGAUUUUGACAACCUGGCUGAAUUGCACAUAUUCUGUGAUGCUAGUUCCAGAGCCUUCGCUAGUGUCGCUUACCUCCGCUCGCGUAAGAAGGAUGGCACCUGGCAUGUCGCUUUUUUGAUGGCGAGAGCUAGGGUUGCCCCCCUGAAAGUAAUGAGUAUUCCACGACUGGAGCUACAAGCUGCUGUCAUGGGGGCGCGAAUGUCUCAACACCUACGACAAUGUGAGAUGGUUCCCCUUUCUAAGCUAACGCUGUGGUCGGACUCCAAGACUGUUUUGAGCUGGCUCAACUCAGAUUCGGGAAGGUUCAAGCCUUUUGUCGCACACCGAGUCAGCGAAGUCACCGACCUGACCGAAGUGACUCAGUGGAGGUGGGUCCCUUCGCAUCUUAAUGCAGCUGACAGCGCCACAAGAGAUUCGACCACGGUCCACAGUGAAAAAUGGAUUCAAGGCCCGACCUUCUUGACAAUGCCUGACGAACAGUGGCCUGACGAUGUCGGCAGAGACUUUGAUACGGACUUCAUUGAUGCCGAUGACAAAGAGGUAAAAGCUGUUUUAUUUACCGCUGCUAAUCCUGUCAUAGAAUUACCGGACGUCAAAAGGUUCUCCAAGUAUUGGCGUUUUGUACGCAGCACUGCUUGGUUUUUUAGAGCGAUAGACAACUUCAAGACUAAAAAGCCUGACUGGACUCGUACUGAACUUUCUGCCUUAGAAGUGACAACUGCAGAAGAGUGGUGUGUGAAAGAGAGUCAAAGGAGAUCUUUCGCCGUAGACAUAAAUCAUCUGAAGAGACACGGACAUGUUGACAGUUCCAGCUCUUUGCGCCAGCUUAAUCCCUUUCUUGAUUCGCAUGACCUGCUCAGGGUUGGGGGAAGGAUUGAUGCGGCAAACGUUCAUUAUGAUGCCAGACAUCCAGUGAUUCUGCAUCCUUCGGACUAUUUUACCAAGCUGCUUCUUCAACGAUAUCACGAAGACUCUGCCCAUUCAGGAAGAGAAAGGAUACUCCAGGAAAUCAGGAAGCAGUUCUGGAUCGUCAAUGGACGAAACGCGGUGAAGAAGACGUUUUAUGACUGCCUUAUAUGCCGAAUAAACAGGGCAAAGUCUGUUGCCCCGCUUAUGGGACAGCUGCCCGAUUGUAGAGUGAACAGAGUUGGCCGACCGUUUACUCAUACGGGCAUUGAUUAUUUUGGUCCUAUGCUGAUUAAGAUAGGCCGCAGACACGAGAAACGGUGGGGAGUCCUGUACACUUGCAUGACCGUCCGGGCAGUGUAUGUUGACCUGGUCAGUGACCUGACGACCAGCUCCGCUAUUCUCAGUCUCCGGCGCUUUAUUGCAAGACGCGGCUGUCCGGCGGUCAUGUAUAGUGACAACGCCACAACAUUUCGAGGGGCUGACAAAGAGCUCAAGCAGGCUGUGAUGUCGAUGGACCGAGGGGAGCUGCUACGUUUUGGUUCAGUUAGAAACACGGAAUGGAAGUUUAUCCCGCCAAAUGCUCCUCACAUGGGGGGCUGCUGGGAGAGGUUGGUGCGAAGCAUCAAGACCGCGCUUCGCACUACCCUAAAAGAGAGGGUCCCCAGUGAGCAGACGUUGAUGACCUUGUUGGCGGAAGCGGAGUACUUCGUAAAUAGCCGGCCGCUAACAUACAUUCCUUUAGGCUGCGAUGACUCACCUGCUCUUACUCCUAAUGACUUUUUAUUUACAGACACUAACUUCAUCGACCGACCCUUUGGACAAUUUACUGACGGAGACAUGUUACGGCGUUCCUGGCGGGAGUCGCAGAGACUGGCAGACUUGACUUGGAAGCGCUGGGUCAGGUAG